AUGACUACGAUACUCAAUAUAUCUCUGUCAUUAUCUGGGACCAGUCACUUUGCCUCACUGCCUUGCUUAGUCACUCCGCCUCUGCCACUUUGUGACAGAUAUCAAAAACUGCUGUUCACCCUCGAACUUCGCAAGGAGCAUCAUAUGACAUGUAUUGUUCUGCCUCUUCUAGGUCUCACAUUCCAUGAUUCGGUCUUUGCUCAUUUCCACUCUAUUGAGAGUCUCCUUUGCCCUGAAAAACCACCUAUCACGCGAGUCAAGAUUUUUCUUCAAAAUGAAGUGCUAACUCUUCCUGUAUUGCGAAAGGAGGAAAAGGGAGGAGGUGGCAAGAUAUCGAAGACUGAGGCAUUCCCCUAUGAUGGAUUACUUCAUUGUCUGAAGUCACUUUCUAUUGCUGCAGGAUUCCUAGAACCCAUUACUCCAUAUGACUUCUGUGUGUCUCAGGGAAACAAGGCAGAUGUAGAUCUUGGGGAAAUGGCGAGAAAGACGUUAAUGUUGCAUGACCCAAACUCCAAAAAUAAAUACAAGUCAAAAACCAUGACCGCUGACCUAUCCGCUGUUACUAAUUGUAGAAGCCAGGAUGAAAACAGAAUAACACUCUUUUGUACAGCUGUCGCUGCCUUGUCAGGUCGAGAUUCUAACGCACCUCAACAUCUGUCUUUGGAGGAGAGGGCGAAACUAUUGAAUGAGCCGGAACUUGUCAAGCUACAAAACGAAAAGGAUGAGAUAUGA
Molecule: messenger RNA, 732 nt
Organism: Lentinula edodes (shiitake mushroom)
Lineage: Eukaryota; Fungi; Basidiomycota; Agaricomycetes; Agaricales; Omphalotaceae
Exons: 4
Coding region: 1-732 (243 amino acids)
Source: RefSeq, a predicted model, not a curated record